CAUGCGUGAUGACCAAAGUGCCGUCUCCAGACUGGCUGAUUGGGCUGGAAGAAAGAGUUGUACAAGCACUUUCUAGAGGUGUCAAGCCAUUGACUGCUGAAUCAGUUCUCAGCAUUCCCAUAUCUGAAUUGAGAUACCUUGCAAAUUUAACGUUAGAUGAAGUCUUAGCGGUUCGCAGGAAAGCUGCAUUGCUUUUACAACGAGUUCCUCCUGCAACUGUGUUGUCAAUCUGGUCAGGUAGUCGUCAAGACUUGAUCGUAGAGCGUCUGACCACUGGAUGUUCAACCAUUGAUGAAGCACUAGGCGGUGGAAUAUUGUCACGAGGAGUGACAGAGAUUGCAGGCGAGAGUGGGGCAGGAAAGACACAAAUAUGUCUGCAACUCUGUUUGACUGUACAGCUUCCAAGGUCUAAUGGAGGAUUGGGAGGAGCUGCUAUGUGCAUUUCGACUGAAGAAGUCUUCCCUCACAAGAGGCUAGACCAGCUGGUGCCUAAAUUCUUUGCUAGACACAGGCAAUUCUUUGACAGGGAAUUAGCUCUGACCAACAAGAUAUUUAUCGAACAUGCAGCUAGUACUGCUGACCUUAAUUCUAUUUUAGACAGGGUGUCAACUCUGCCUCCAGAAAGACAGUUUCGACUUCUCGUGAUUGAUUCUAUAGCUGCAAUAUACAGAUCAGAAUUCUCUCGAGACCAGGGAAUUGCAAAAGCUCGGUCACUGAUACAAAUAGGAGGGAAGUUACACCGACUGAGCCAUCUCCACAACUUGCCCAUAAUUUGUGUCAAUCAGGUUACAUCUGUAAUGGGUGCAACAAAUACAGAAGACAGUUUGGUGCCCUCAUUGGGUUUGGCAUGGUCAAACAUUGUAACAGUAAGGAUAAUGGUAUCGAAAGCCAAUGGCAACCAGGGUAUGGAGUGUGCUGGCAGACGGACGUUGAGAGUUGUGUUUGCACCACACCUGCCACAGAACCGGUGUGAGUUUGUAGUUUGCGAAGACGGCGUUUGUUCACCGGCUAGCUAGCUGAGAACUCAACAGAUAGAAAAACUUAACAGAUAUAAGAGUUAAUUAAUUGUUGCAAGUAAUACUCUCAUGCUGCAACUAUAAUAUAGCGUUCUUGUGUAGAGAAUAUGCAACUAUUUUGGUUAUUCUGAACGACAGUAGCUUGUUGUUUAGAUGUCCUGCUUUAGACUUGUGUAUACCCGGCAUAUAUUUUAGUUACAGUGUAUUGCCAGACUAUUGGGUUGCAUUGCAGAUCUUCUUCUAAGAAUU
This is a messenger RNA of Corticium candelabrum, 1265 nucleotides long. Its product is annotated as DNA repair protein XRCC3-like. The record is from RefSeq and is a predicted model, not a curated record. The coding region runs from base 9 to 1016 and encodes 335 amino acids. Gene Ontology annotation, molecular function: ATP binding; four-way junction DNA binding; ATP-dependent DNA damage sensor activity. The transcript is spliced from 7 exons. Gene Ontology annotation, biological process: double-strand break repair via synthesis-dependent strand annealing; resolution of mitotic recombination intermediates; t-circle formation. Lineage: Eukaryota; Metazoa; Porifera; Homoscleromorpha; Homosclerophorida; Plakinidae. Gene Ontology annotation, cellular component: Rad51C-XRCC3 complex; replication fork.